AAAUAAACAAGUUUGUGUUUGUUUUUUCUGGCAAUUAUGCUGACCCUGCUGGUACUGUCGGUUCUUAUCUUCAGUCUGUCAGUAUCUUUACUAAACGAUGGCUUUACUAAUUGCCAAUAAAUAAUUUUUUGUUGUUAUAGUCGCCUCAUCUGCAGUUAUUUUAAAUGUGAUAUUAAAAGCAGAAGCGAAGCCACGUAAAUGCUGGACAACACCUUGGCUGAGGCGUCGUCAGAAACACGGGGCAUUGUAGUUGACAUCUUUUUAAAUAGUUGACAUAUUUUUAAAUAGUUGACAUCUUUUUAAAUGCACCACCUCUUUACCGCAGGAAAGUAAACAACAGUCAAGAGAUUGAAACAACCAAUCAUAUUUCGCAACUGUGCCCGUGAUCAAAAACAUCACUACAAAUUGCUUAGCACGUCACUUGAAAGUAGAGCUUAUCUCUGCUGUGAGCAACCAGUUGCACAACUGCUUGCAGAAACAUUUACAUACAAAUGAUUCAGUUGCACGCAACCAAGUUGCACAAGUGAUUGCUCAUGUGUGGACCCAACUUUAAAGGUGUUGAUGUCUUGUCCUGGAAACAAACUAAGCAAACCGCAUUGUAUCAGUAUUUACGAGUCGUGACAGGACACAGGGAAUUUGCCACAGGCGAUCCUUAAAAACUGCCCGAACGGAAGGAAGCCUGUUGUGCUACUUGAGAGCAAAAAGAGCUGCUUUGCAUUCCUCUAACCCUCUGCCUCAGAUCUGUAUCAGACAGGCUGAAUGAAGAAAUCGGGGCAGUCACAAUGCUUCGCUGAUAUCAGUGAACCCUUUCCCCAUUGCAGCUGGUGUUCUGAGCAGGCUUGAGGCAGCCACAAAGAUCUUUUGAUGCAAUAAGUAUAAGAACGGAGAACAGCUUAACAUUCCCCAGAAGUUCACCAGACUGCGAAAUGGAUUGUCACUCAGCUACACCAUCUCCAACUAAAUCUUCCAAGAUUCACUGUCCAACAGAAGAGAAAACCAGAGUUUUUGAACGAAUUGGGACUUUUUUCAAUUCCAGCAAGAGAAGAAAAAGUAAAGAGUCAUCUGAAGCUUCAGAUGCUACAGCUGAAGAACCUGCUGCAUUAUCAGAAUACACAGCCUCCCUCAGGCAGGAUGAGAAAGAGGGGAUCAAGAGAACGGAUUUCCCUGGGUCUCGGUCUUACGCAGUGACAGCUUGUGGGGACCAACUGGAAAACGAAGACAAACAAAAAGGAGUGUCCAUAAAACAGGCUGUUCAAAAUCUAGAGGUCGACACACACAGUAGUAAACUACAGAGUUUUGAAAAGGUCACUGACUUCACACAGCAUUCUAACCCAUUUAGCCAGGGUUCAUCCCUGAACAGCCCCAAGAGUCCUGUGAUUAACGUGGGUGGUUCAACAAAGCUUCAGACAGGAGGAGAACAAAGGUUCGAAAGGAACAGGAAACAUUUUAAAACCUUGCCUUCCAGGAAGGGGUCUGCUUCGGAUUUGGAGUCAGAAAAGACAGGAGGAGGCGCACACAAAGAAAUUCAGGUGUACUUGGAAGAGACCACCGCAUGUCUACCAAGUCAAUCUGCAGGUAAAGAAUUCUCAAGAAACUCUGAUAUUUCGAAAGUCAGCCCAAAAUACCAGGAAGAUACACAGACAAAGUUUGCAUUUCAAGAGCCCUUCAGCACCAAGGCAUUCAAACAUAACAGGGACUUGCCUUUACCUGAGCACCCUGGAGAGAGUCUGCUAACACCCAAAGAAGUAUCCACUGCACCUCAUUCAGAAAUUCAACCCAGCUUACAUAAUAAGGAAACGCCUUUAGCAGGUAAUGAACAAGAAUCACAAAGCCUUAGAGAGUGUUCAGAAGUCAAAUCCAAAAACGAAACAAAAGUUUUCACUGUAGAAGUCUUCUUGCAGAAACACGGUGACUGUGGCCCUUUCCUCUUACCUGGAGAAUAUUCUGUUGCAGAAGCUGAAGUAAUGGGAAAAAAGAGUAGACGCAGUGGGGGUAGAAGGCCACUGAGAUCUGCUGACUGCCAGCAGCCUGUUGAGGAGAAACCAGAAAGCAGCACAGCUAAUACCUUCUGUGAUGUCACAGAAACGAAGAUCAGCCCUGAAGUGGGAAACAAAGUUGAGGUUUCUGAGCAAGCGCUUGAAGCUGGGAGCAUGGUCUUCUUUAAUCAACAGGGGAGGGUGGAAACUAAUUUGAUCAAAACACCAGAAACGAUUAAGCACCAACUCCCAAGCUCUAAGCUUCCCAGGAAAGAUACAAUGGAUCAAGGAUCGCCUCCGCCAGAGUUUGCUUUACCUACUUCCAUGAAUACUUGGAGCAAAGAGUGUGUGUCGACAGGCGUCACAGUGCAGGCUGGACUUGAAGGCAACACGCCAGCUCUUUUUACAACAGAAAACACACAGGUGGGAAAUGCAAACAAGGCUGUUCACCAGGAAGACAAUCGGGUUGCAGUCAAUGUUGUGAAUGCUGAAAUUAAGCCCUUGGAAGGAGAAGCAGCAACACUGUCCUCAGAACACACCAGCACACAUUCUACAGCACUUCAUGGAGAGAAGGCUUUAUCCAAAAAUUUACAAUUUGAAGUCACUCAUGGUGAAGCUGAAUACAGUAGAAAGAGUGUGGACGAGGUGACUACCAAGGCCUGUGCAACCGCCGUGAAAUCUGAAAUCAAAAUACCACCGAAUCUCCAGAGAGUCGAUGUAGAAGUGAAAUCAGCCGAGUCUAAGUUAUCAGAGAAGCCAGGCAAGCUUAAAGACCGGAAAGCUGCGUGUGAAAAUAAAACAACAAGCUUUCAGAAAAAAGAUUUUUAUAUCACAAAAGAUAUUGCAUGCGCUCCAAAAUUGUCUAAAAAGUUUACUGGAAGAGCUAAACUGAAAAUUAAUCCACCGUCUGGAAGCAAGACCAUGGAACCGAGAAAAAAUAUUGAUGGCCCGGAUAUCAGUGAUGAAGUGGGGGUACAGAGAAAUAAUCAAGAGGAUCUGCAGACAUCAGCAGAGUGCCCAGACUACACUGAGAAUACUGUCCAGUCAAAUACAUUCAAGCAGAAUCAGUCAUCCACUGAGAAGACUUCUGUUGAGUCUAUGUCCCUGAGAACUUCAACAAAUAUCAAAACCACUAAUGUGACAUCAAAGAGUUCUUCAGAAACUCCACUGCUAGAAAUCAACAACUACUGCGUUCCCGAACAAAAGAUAGAGCUGACUGAAAAUGCAAAAACAGAGGUGAUAGAAACAAAAGCACCUGUUGUCAUACAAGAACUUCCUUCUACAGUUAAAGGGGUGUUGUCCCUUGUUGAUGAUGGUAAAACAAAGGCACCAGCUAAAGAAGAAAAUAUGUCGGCUGCAUAUAAUUUAGCUACACAGCAAACUACAGUAAUUACCCAAAUUCAGGAGCAGGUAGAAAAUAAAGCCGCAAAUGAGCCCUUAUCUGAUGCCAAACAGCAAGGCUUGACUGGACUAGAUACCUAUAAACCGCAACUUGGCAGAAGUACCUCACAAAACGUUAAUGACUCGCCCAGUUUGGCACAUCAGAGUGCAGCUGUAAAACAAUUCGAUUUGAGUGAUGUACCAACAGAAAGUGACCCACAUGCAAUUGCAAAGCAAAAUAAAAUAAUUAAAGAAAAAAAUGAUACAACAACCAAACUACCAUCCUCUGUACUUGACCCAAACAGCGUAAAGCAGCAGUCUAAGGAUCUUGUUGAUGCAAAAAAUGACAUCUCUGCUUCUGAACAGCACAUCGCAACUAUUCAGAAACCUUCCAGUACUGUUGUGAAGACAGUUAGUAAAUUGCCUACAUCUGGACAGAAGAGCCCAAUUAAGGAACAAUCUGAUAUUAGUUUGCAGAUGGGAAGCAAACUGCUAAAACCUGUUCAGAAAAGUAUCUCUAAGCAGCUAUCUAAUAGUGAUACUGUAGAACGAGAAGCACAUGAUUCUGCUCAGCACGUGUCUAGUGAGCAGCCACCUGGGAGCAACAUUUUAAAAGCAGAAAAAGAUCCCCAUACUUCAUUACAGCAAAACACCACCAAGCCACAACCAGACAAUGCAGUUGUAAAGGCAGUAAAUGAACUGUCUACAUUGGAACAGAAGAGUCCCAUUAAGGAAAAAUCUGGUGAUAUUUUACAGACUGGAAGCAAACUGCCUAAACCUGUUGAGAAAGGCACCUCCAAGCAGUUGUCUAAUAAUAACACUGGCAUUACAAUAAGUGAAUCUGUGAAAUUGGUCCAGAAAGAUAUCAUUGAGCAACAGUCCUACAGUAACAUUUUACAAAGCGUGAAGAAGGAACUGACUACCAGCACACAAUCUGAUAAUGUUGUAAAACCAGAAAGUGAAUUGCCUGUGCCUGGGCAGAAAAGAUCUGAAAGUAGUUCCGUACAAAAGGAAAAGGAGUUUAGUACACCUAUACAGCAAUCUGCUGUCAAGGAACAAGCAGAAAGCAGUGCAAAAACAGCGGGUGAAUUGCCUACAACUGGAGAGAAGAGCCUUACUAAGAAACAGUCUGAAGUUAGCUUUGUACAGUCAGAAAAAGAUUUGCCUAAAUCUGAAACAAAGAGGACCACCAAGGUACAAUCUGAGAAUGUUGUGGAAGCAACCAGUGAAUUGACCACAUCUGGACAGAAAAGUUGUGUUAAACAAUCUGAGAGUAGUGUUACCCAACACGAAAAAGAGUUGCAUACAUCGCUACAGCAAACUCCAAUCACAGUACAAUCUGAGACUACAGCUGCUGAACUGUCUAAAAGUAAUAUUGUACAAAAAGAAAAAGAAGUAUUUAAGUUAGUGCAGGACAGCACCCCAAAGGUACAAUCUGACACCAGCGUUGUAAAAGUAAUGGGGGAAUUGACUACAACUGGAGAGAGUCCUGCAAAGAAACAGUCUGAAAGUAACACAGUACAAGCAGAAAAAGAUUUGCCUAAAUCUGUGCAGAUGAGCACCACCAACGUACAAUCUGAGAAUGUUGUGGAAGCAACCAGUGAAUUGACCACAUCUGGACAGAAAAGUUGUGUUAAGAUACAAUCUGAGACUGGCUUUGCACAAAAGAAAUUAAGCAGGACUGGACAGGAAAGUUCUGCUAAGAAACAAUCUGAAAGAAAUAUUGUGCAAGUGGGGAAAGACUUGCCUAAGUCUGUCCAGAAUGUUGUUGCAGAAACAAGUGAAUUGACUACACCUGGACAAAAAAGUAAAAAUCCAUCCGAGUGUAUUGGUCAACAGAAGGAAGAAGAGUUGAGUACAUCUGAACAGCAAACUAAAAUCAUCAGAGCACCACCUGACAGCGAGGUUGUAAAAACAAUUGGUGAAUUGGCUGGGACUGGACAGGAGAGUUCUGUUAAGAAAUCAUCUGAAAGUAAUGUGCAAGCACAAAAAGACUUGACUAAAUCUAAGGAGAAUGUUGUAGAAGCAACAAACAAAUUGACUUCACCUGGACAACAACGCACUGUUCAGAAACAGUCAGAGGUUAUUAUCGCACAGAGUGAAAGCAAAUUGGCUGUUACUGAACAUGAGAUCUGCACGACCCAACAGCAAUCCAAUAGUAAUGUUUCACAUGCAGAGGACAAAGGACCUAUCUUAGUGAAACAAAACGCUGUCAAGGGCCAGCUGGAGAGCAGUGUUGUGAAAACAGUAAGUAAACAGCUGACAACUGUAAAGGAAAGUAAAGGGAAGAAGCAAUCUAAUAGUAAUAUUGUGUGCGCUGGCAGUGGUUUGCCGGCAUUAGUAAAGCAAAAAAAAGAAGUUACAAAAGAAAAUAAAUAUUUAUCUAUGAAUGCCACAGCUUCUAUAGAACACCCAAACAAAUCUGGGUCUAAUAAAACCCAGAAUGAGUCUGCAGCAAAUGCAUCUUUAAAUCAGGUGCAAGACAGUUCCCAGCAAAAAGAGACCAAGCUCCCAACAUCAAAUAGCACAGGAGGUCCUUUAGAACAUGUUCAGAUGGAAAGCUGGUCACAACCCACCUCUGUUACAGCUACACAGAGCCAUACAACCAAUUCACCAAAAAGUGAAAAAGAAGCCACAACAUCAUUAACAGGUAUUACUGAGUCAGAGUUUCAGAAUAAAAAACCUUUACAGUACAGUGACUUGAAGAAAGGUCCAGAGACAAAUGUAAACUUGCCUGAAGUUUCGCAGAAUGCAACAGCAACAGCAGCAAAACAGUAUAUUGUGGGAAAAAAGCGUCCAUUGCCACCUGAGAUCAUACGGAAAAGCCCAGACCAACUGAAUAAAAAUUGGUUAGAUGCUGAACAGAGCUUUGGACUAAAAAAACAAAAUGUAGAAAAUAAGCUAAAUGCCUCUGAGAGUGAUGAUAGUGCAUUGGACAUGUCCGGUGAUUUAGAGAGCUUUGUAGAAAACAUCAGGAAUAUGGGUAGCCCUUUCUCUUUGCCACAGAAGAGGCCAAAGCCUCUCAAAUCACCAGCACCACCCUUUGCCAUGCCACCCAUUAAGGAAGACCGGUUUGAGAAAGCCCUUGAUCCAGAUGUUUUCAAGUUUGGUUUAGGGAAAAAAGAAAAAUCAAUAGACCCACCCCCAUCAAGAUUGCUCAAGCUGCAAAGCAUAGAAGCAAAAAGCAAGCUCAUCCCCAAGCGUACAAGUGCAGAACAGAGUAUGCUGUUCAAAUCAUUGCAGUCACCGAGCAAAAACAUUAAGGAAACGUGGAAUGCAGGCAAGUCGGAGGAUGAAUCUCUAGACGCUGUUGUUGGUAGGUCACGUCUUGGGAAAAGCUCGGUUGUUUCAAGUCUGAUGAAUCCAUCAACAACACCAUGGAUGAAUCUGACAGCGACAACCAAUACAGCUCAUAGUACUGGUACCGAAACCGCAGUCUCUCACGAAACUAAGAGCACAGCUUCUCCGUUCUUGCCCUCCUCCUCUUCACAGCUUGGUUUGCCUACAGAUAUAUCCCAGACUUCCCUGUCGCUAAGUGGAGUAGACAGGAGUAUAAAAGAAGAUGUUAAACCGUCGUUUUUGACAAAUGACUCUCUUGGUCCAUCCUUGUUUGAGUUCUCAAAUUUUAUGGAGAAAUACGGGAAACCAGAGAACACAAAAGCAGCACCAGUUCUGGAAAGUAGCUUCCAAUUGCCAGAAUUCAAACUUCCUGAAUUUCCUCAGUUGGGGCUGGAGUCCAAUACUGACUUUAAUGACAACAGGUUUGCCAACAGGAGCCAGGAUUUCUCAGGGAUAUAUAACCCGGGUCUACCUGGAACUCAGGCCCUUAUCCCUGGAAUGCCAGCUCAAAAUGUGGAGAUUCCUAUUUUAGACCAGAUAAGGAUCCACAAGAGACCUGGGAAGCUGGUAAUUUAUGAUCAACCCCAGUUCUCAGGGGAAGCAAGUGAAAUCUUCAGAGAUGUAGAAGAUGCCACUUCUUUAAAAUUAUCACCUGUCAUUUCUGUCAGGGUGAUAAGAGGAUGCUGGAUUCUCUAUGAAAAGCCACACUUUCAGGGCCAGUCAGUAGCUUUGGAAGAGGGGCAGACAGAGCUGGUAAAUGUCUGGAAUGAAGUGACCUGUGAAGACAAUGCUGCCGGUGAGAGCAAGCCUGACCCUGCAGCUCCCAUGGUGAUCGGCUCCAUUAGGCUAGCAGUAAAGGAUUACAGAGUACCUGAGAUUGACCUGUUCACUGACCCUGAAGGCAUGGGAAGAAAGAUGAACUUCUUCGAUGAUACAUUGGACACAUGCACGUAUGGAAUGCUCAUGAACACAUCAUCUAUCAAAGUCCAUUCUGGAGUCUGGCUUGUCUUUGAAGAACCUGGUUACUGUGGAUGUUCCAGUAUCUUAGAGCCAGGAGAAUACCCCUACCCAGAGUCCUGGGGCUUUCAGCACCCUAUAGUCGGAUCACUUAGGCCCCUGAAAAUGGGUGGACUGAAGGUGGAGCACCCAAAUGAGCCCAAGGCAAUUGUUUAUGAAAAGCCAUUUUUUGAAGGGAAGCAUUUGGAGAUUGAAAGUGAUGCUUUUAGCUUCAGUGAAGGUGAUGACAGUGAAGAUUGUGUCACCUGUUGGGUAAAGAAAUUGGGAUCUGUUGGCUCAAUUAAAGUCCUACGAGGCAUCUGGGUAGGAUACGAGAAGCCAGGCUUCGAAGGGCAUCAGUAUUUGAUGGAGGAAGGAGAGUAUGAACAUUGGAAAGACUGGGGUGGUUACUGUGAGCAGCUCCAGUCUUUACGACCCAUAAUCUCGGAUUUUUUGGCUCCACACAUGAAGAUGUACAGUGAGAAGGAUUUUAAUGAAAAGGGUCACACCAUUGAUGUACUGGGGCUAGUUCCAAUCAUGGAAGACACAGGCUUUGGUGAAAGUACUCAGUCUGCUGAUGUAAUUAGUGGGGUAUGGGUUGCUUUUGAGGAUCCUGUUUUUUGUGGACAACAGUAUAUCCUGGAAAAAGGAUUGUACAGUAGCUUUGAGGACUGGGGAGCCCAAAACUUCAAGAUCUCGUCAGUUCAGCCCAUAUAUCUGGAGAACAUAAAUGGACCGAAGACGAAAUUUAAGGUUCAGUUGUUCUCGGAGCCUGACUUCCAAGGCAGCAGUCGGGCGCUGGAAGAAAGUGCGUCAGUGCUUCCUGAAGGUGUCUCUGUGAAGUCCUGCAAGGUUUUGACUGGCAGCUGGGUGGUAUACGAAGAGGAGAUGUUCGGGGGGAAACAAUAUUUGGUGGAAGAAGGAAACUACCCUGACUUGAAUGCAAUUGGCUGUCCGAGUCUGAACACAUGCAUUAAAUCUGUGCAGAUUCUAGGUUUUGAAUUUUCAGAGCCACACAUUAUGCUUUUUGCAAAGGAAAACUUCAGAGGCAAGAAAAUUGUUCUGAAAGCCGAGGCAGUCAACCUGCAGUUAAUGGGAUUCGAUGCCCACGUCUUCUCUGUACAAGUGGGUGGAGGAAUGUGGGUUGUUUAUGAACAAAGUAACUAUAGAGGAGAGCAGAUGUUACUGGCACCAAGUGAAAUACCAUCCUGGCACAGAUACAGUGGGUGGCAUAAGAUAGGCUCCUUACGGCCUGUGUAUCAGAAACGAGUAUUCUUUAGGCUUCGCAACAGGGCAACAGGCACCCUAAUGUCAGUGACUGGCAGCUUGGAGGAUAUUAAAUUGGCAAGAAUCCAGGCUGUGGAGGAUACUGGAGCCGAGGACCAGAUCUGGUUUUUCCAAGAAGGAUUAAUCAGAUGCAGAGCGGUUGAAGAUAGUUGUUUAGAAACUACAGGAACCAUUGUAAUAGCUGGUAGUCGACUAGGCCUGUCAGCAGAGCCAGGAAGCGAGAAUCAUUUCUGGAGCAUCAGUCCUGAUGGUUUAAUAAAAUGUAGGUUGCGACCAGAAUGUGUUUUGGAAGUAAAAGGAGGUCAACAAUAUGACAAAAACCAAGUGAUCCUAAAUACGUUUGAUGAAAACAAACAAAACCAGAGAUGGGAUAUGGAAAUCUUAUAAACCUGCUUUUACACGCAAACAGAAAAAGCCAUGGUGUGCCUUGUAAGUGCAAGCAUAGAGGGGGAUGUCUUUCAGCAAACCAGAAAUAAAGAAUUCCAUUUUGAGAAAACCUUUUUAUAUAAAAAAAUAUAUAUUUUGCUACUGUUUUACUUCAUUUAUGUAUUCUUUAGUUCCAUAUGUAACCAACUAGAAAACGUGUUUCUUUUAAAAGCUCUCCAAUGCAGCAGCACUUUGUUGUAUAGCAGUAUGUUUUGUAUUUACCUGUCUUUGACUGUAAGUUGUUUUUUGUACAUUUUAAUAAACCUAUAUAAAGGGUUUGUACCCUUUCAAUUUUUUUUUUAACUUUCUAAUUAUUUGUAUUCGGCCACUCUUUUUUAAAGGCUUUUUAUUGUUAAUUGUAGGGAAGGGCUGGUCCUAAUGAGCUGUUUACCAGUGCUGAAGCCCGGUCCUGUUAAGAGUGCAUUAUCACUGCUGUCAUUCACAGCUGCUGUAUUUAUUGUUUCUGAAACUCCCACAAGUUCUAUAGAACACUCGCAGCUGCGCAGGGGUAUGGCCUCCAUAAGAAAACACUUGAUGUUACUCAGCAGCAUUAAAGGCUUCUGGAAAAUGCGUAAAUCCCAUGCCACAUUUGUUUUAUAAUAAUGCUUAGCACAAACAACUCAACCAAAUUACAUGUCAGACUAAUUGUUUGUUUUAUUAUAAAACAAAUGUAUCUCGUUGGGAGUUGUAUAUUGUUUUUAACUACACUUAAUUCUCAUAACUACAGCCAUGUCAUUUUUAUUUUGGCCUACAGAUAUUACGAAGACGACACUAAAACAAAUUAAACAAGUGGCAUUCACCCCUUUGUUUUUGUGCUUGAGUUGCACGACUCAAGUCUAUUUUUGUGGAUGCAUGGGUGAGCAUUUUAUUCCAUUUAAAAGCAACAAAAAAAAAGUUAAAGCUGUACUUUAAUUUUUAACAUGAAUAAGUAAUGAAGUAAAAAGUUGAAACUCAUACUAAAGCACUACGUGUACAGUAAUAAAAUAAAACACAUGGGUCUAUUUAAACUGUAUAAUUACAGAUCUGGUGAUUUGUAGAUACAGGACUUUAGUUACAAGUUGAGGAAAAUGAUAAGAAAACUGAGGCCAAUUGUGCAUACCAUUUAUAUACUAGGUGACAGUUUAAAUGAUGGAUCAGAGCAGAUUUGUGUUGAAAUGUGCUUCUAAAUUCUGAGAGCAGUGUAAACUUGUAAAACCAGGUCCUGUUCUGCCAGACGCUGUCUGUGACAGUAUAGCAUGUUCAGUGAGGCAGAACUUUGGGUCAGCCCAUUCAAACUAACUAACAUAGGCAUGACUCGACUAGCAGUCUUCUUGUACAAAGGUAAAAAUAGACAAUAUCUUUCUUGCUUGACUGUAUAGUGCUUUCUUUAUUCCAACUUUUGGUUCAGACAUCUAAUUAGCUCAUUGCACACUUGAGACUGAGUUCAGAUGUCUCAAGUGCUCCUGUUCUGUAUUGUCUUUUAUAACCUCUAGAAAUCUAGGAUUACUGCAAGGUCAAUUUGUUGUUUUUUGUGGGUUUUUUUUUUUAAAUGUAAAAAUGAUACUGGAAAUAAAUAAUAAUGUAUUUUUACCAUACAUUGUUUAUUCUGAUGUAGAGUGGAUUGUGAUUCCUGCUACUUUCAUGAAUUAAAUAAUGUCAAAUAAG
Messenger RNA from Polyodon spathula (Mississippi paddlefish), 11048 nucleotides. RefSeq names its product crystallin beta-gamma domain containing 1a (gene crybg1a). The coding region runs from base 927 to 9365 and encodes 2812 amino acids. The transcript has 22 exons. Lineage: Eukaryota; Metazoa; Chordata; Actinopteri; Acipenseriformes; Polyodontidae. The record is from RefSeq and is a predicted model, not a curated record.